AAGUAAAAUCAACAGAAUCAGCUAAUGGUCAAACUUCUCACUCACGAUCUCACAGUUCCAAUCUGUGACUUUCCCUCUUAUGGAAUGAAAUUGUUUCUUCAUUCAAAGCUAAGUCACCUAAAUUCACGGCUCAUAAAAUUGGCCAUCCACCCAUAACGAAGUUGACCCUUGACAGGACUAAAAAUAAGUCAUGAACAUGUUUUUUCCCCUCCAAAAAAGAUCAUAUUUUUCAAGAUAGAUUUUAUAUAGGUGCAUUUAUCAAUUUUUUUUCCUUUUUCUUUUUCCAUUGAACGUAUCUAUGUUGAGGUACCUGGAGGUGGAGGUGAGAGAAAUUUCAGGGGCUUCCAACUUUGUUUAACCUCUCUUCUUCCAUGCUUGCCAUUUCUUUUGUCUGUUCACAAUUCUAUGCGUUUCUUGGUUGCGGGUUGACUGGCUCCAGGUGAUUGUUUGCGUUUCCAUUAGAUUCAUUGGAAGAAUCUGGUGGAAAUGGAUGAAAUGUAGAGAUCUUACCCCAUUGGAACAAGGUGUUGUAGGCCCGUCCAUGCUUAAAGUUCUCUGCAAUCUUCUCUGAGAAGGGUCUAUUGGCUUUCUAGGAUCGGCACCCGCUACGUCUGAUUGAACACACGAAUCUACCGUGUGUUGGAUGGUUACUGGGUGUGCAAUCUGAGGAUGGAACAGUUUCGGCAGAUAGGAGAAGUAUUAGGAAGCCUAAAGGCCUUGAUGGUGUUCCGCGGCAAUAUACAGAUCAACGGGCGUCAAUGUUGUCUGUUGCUGGACAUGUUGACCUACGCUUACGAAGUCGUGGCAGACGAGAUGAGACAGAACCUGCGAUUCGAAGAGAAACAUGCGAAAUGGAGGAUCCUGGAACAGCCGUUGAAAGAUCUCCUCAGGGUAUUCAAGGAAGGAGAGAUCUAUGUCAGACUCUGCUUGGACAAUAAGGACUGGUGGGCGAAAACCAUGAUCCUAUAUCAGAACACAGAUUGCAUUGACUUUCACAUCCACAACCUGUUAAGUUGCAUGCCGGUCGUCAUCGAAGCGAUUGAGAUCGCAGGAGAAAUUACCGGUUGGGAUCAUGAUGAGAUGCAGAAGAGGAGAUUGGUAUACUCGAAAAAGUACCAAAAAGAAUGGAAGGACCCGAAGCUCUUCCAAUGGAAAUUCGGCAAACAAUAUCUCGUGACUCAAGAUUUCUGCAACCGGUUAGAGCAAGUGUGGAAAGAAGAUAGAUGGCUUCUUAUGAAUAAAAUCCGGGAAAAGAGUAUUUCGGGCUCAGCAACAAAGUAUGAGCAGCGACUUAACGAUCUGCUAUUAAGGAACUUGGAUUUGUGGGAGCCUUCCAAUUGGAAACUCUUGCCAUGUUCGAUCUUAGUUGGGUCGAAGGACUACCAGGUAAGGCGGCGGCUAGGUAAUGGAAGCCAAUACAAGGAGAUACUUUGGUUGGGUGAAUCCUUUGCUUUGAGACAUCUUUUCGGAAAUACCGAGACCCUAGUUCCCGAGAUUUCGUUGAUACAUUCUCUCUCCCACCCCAAUAUACUGCACUUUCUUUGUAGCUUCAUCGACGAGGAAAAGAAAGAGUGUUUCGUGGUUACGGAGCUGAUGAACAGAGACCUAGGCAGCUACAUCAAGGAAAUCUGCGGUCCCCGAAAACGAAUUCCUUUCUCUCUGCCUGUCGCCAUCGACUUGAUGCUUCAGAUUGCUAGAGGGAUGGGGUAUCUCCACUCUAAGAAGAUCUACCAUGGAGAUCUCAAUCCUUCUAACAUUCUGGUGAGGGCAAGGGGUAGUUCAGGAGGAGAAGGAUACUUGCAAGCCAAAGUCUCAGGAUUCGGCCUGUCUUCCUGUAGAAACUCUUCCCAAAAGACAUCUUUAAAUCAAGAUGGAAUCAUUUGGCGCUCUCCCGAAGUUCUAGCCGAGCAAGAAGAGACAGGAAGUACCAGAGACACGAAGUACACCGAGAAGUCCGAUGUCUACAGUUUCGGGAUGAUUUGCUUUGAACUUCUAACUGGAAAAGUACCCUUUGAGGAUGCGCAUCUUCAAGGGGACAAAAUGAGCCGGAACAUCAGGGCAGGAGAGAGGCCCUUGUUCCCAUUCCAUUCGCCGAAGUACUUGACCAACUUGACAAAGAGAUGUUGGCAUAUCGAUCUGAAUCAACGGCCAAGCUUCUCUUCCAUUUGUAGGAUCCUUCGCUACGUGAAGCGCUUUCUCGCGAUGAAUCCUGAUUGCAGUAGCCAGCCAGACCUGCCAAUGCCACCUGUGGACUACCAUGAUAUCGAGUUGAGGCUACUGAAGAAAUUUCCAUCCUGGGAGUCCCCCAACCCGUUGCCGGUAUCGGAUGUACCAUUUCAGAUGUUCGUUUACAGAGUAGUGGAGAGGGAGAAAUCGAGUGCUUGUCUCAAAGAGAACUCUGAAUCGGGUAGCGAGGGAGCCUCCAUCUGCGGGGAUGAAGGCACAAUCAGUUUGGAUGAUCCUCUCCCGCUGGCACCUGAGACGAAAUUACCGCUCUCCCCUGAAAGUUCGAGCAGGAACUUGACAUCGUUGAAAAGACUAACAGAUGUCAAACAAAACAAACAACCUGGUGAGAUUUUCUUCUUGUUUGGGGAAUCUACUUGGCAGUACUUCAUUUUAAGAUUAACGCUCAUUUCUCUGGUUCCAAAUUACAAAACCAGAAAAUUAACAUGUUGGUAGAUACUGUUUGUGGGAUGGCUGCCAGUGUCUAAAUCUUAACGCAUCAAGAAGUUUAUCAGGGCAAAGGAUCAUCAUACAUUCUACGCUCUCUGUAUAUUCACUUUUCAGUUACCAGUUCCACCAUAGAAUCAUAGAAUAUCUCUCAACUGUCACCCUACAACGAUGUUCCUGUCUCACUCUUCUCAUUUCUAAAAAGAAAGUGAAUCAAGUAAUUACUGUUAUGGACCAUCUCCUACAUACAGGUCAGGUGCAUCUUCCAGUAGCGGAACGAUCAUUUCCGUUUAGCUAUGCUCAUUUGACUCCUACCAUCGCCAUAUUAAGCUAGCUAGCAACCUUUCAUUAGGGUUUCCUUGUGCUUUUAAUGAGAACACAUGGUAGCACAGGAAAAAUUUCAGCUCUCUCCCUUACUGAAUAAAUUAUAUAUGAAUCUCUAUCCACAUUGCAGGGACACCAAGAGGGCGGUCGCUACGACCUCCACAGAUAACUCCAACUGGGCGAAGCAUUAGAAUGAUGUCAGAGAGCCAGCUACUGCAGAUGAGUCCAAAGAUGAAGAGGUCAUCGUCCGGUAACUCAUCAGAUUGAGAGCUUCUCAAUAAGCCUUAUUCUCAAACCAAGUCGCCUGCUCUAAGCACUUUACCGACUGGGAACUACAAAUUCAUCUGUACAACAAGCCUUUCAAAGUGUUUUAACUCAGCAUGGUAAAUUAAAGCAGCUUUUUCACCAUGAA
Messenger RNA from Syzygium oleosum, 3406 nucleotides. RefSeq lists its product as uncharacterized. The coding region runs from base 670 to 2679 and encodes 669 amino acids. Gene Ontology annotation, molecular function: protein kinase activity; ATP binding. The transcript has a single exon. The record is from RefSeq and is a predicted model, not a curated record. Lineage: Eukaryota; Viridiplantae; Streptophyta; Magnoliopsida; Myrtales; Myrtaceae. Gene Ontology annotation, biological process: protein phosphorylation.